CGCUACCGUGGGACAUGAUGAAUAGUGCGUUGGAGAUGUAGCAGGAAUGGCGUCCCUCGAAAGUCCGGUCAGCUGCACGUUCACUUCAAGAUGCACAACUAAGGAAGCUGACAGAUAAAUUCUCAGCUGACUCUACAAGACACUCACAACAGGGAUUUUGAAGAGAAUGAAUUUCAAAAUGAUGCUUCGCCGCUCGCAGGAUACUAGAAGCUGCCCAGUUGCUAUAAUCACGCGUCUCGAUGUAAACAAGAGAGUGAAUGUUGACAACUGAAGUGCUGAGUAAGCUAGAGAGUGUCAUGCUACCGUAAGCCGGAGGUACGCUUAUACUGACGAAAAUAAAUCUUACGAAAAUGUCUUCAUACGCAGUUUAAAUGCGCUGGUGUUAUCGAGGAACGUUACAUUUUGCUAUCUGUUCGUGUGUUUAAUAAGCUUGUUACAAAAGUAGCCUUUUAGCAGGUUAGCCAGUCAGCUACUCUUCUGGGUGACGCCUGUUUUAAUGCAGGAUUUUCUAUCUGUCAAAUACCUGCCAAAUAACAUCUAUGGCUUGUAUCAUAAUAUUGAGAACAGGUUUAAAUUGUGUAUUUUAAAAGUCUUGUCUGCCAAAAAGAUGGAACCCCAGGACAAUAUUGAGGAGGAUGACACCGCAUCAUCAUCAUCAUCAUCAUCACCGCCACCGCGAUCUCUGCCCCGUCAGCGCGUGUCUCUGCAGAAAAACAGCGUGUGUUCUCGCUCAUACUUCAUGGUGGUGAUGGUUUUUUUCCACGUUUAUAUUAUCAGUGUCAUUGCACUUCUGCUCUAUGUUCAUUAUAAUAACGGCUCUAACGCGAUAAUGGCAAACCGGUAUUUUACAAGCAGAGACAGCAGUCAUAAAGUUACUGGACCGUCAGAUCCCCAGACCCUUGCAGACUCGGGCUUCCCUCGAAAUAUGUAUCUCCCUCGCAUUGAAGGAAUACGGGUGGGCCAUGUCCAAAAAGUGUCACUGGUGCCAGGGAAAGUCUAUGAAAUGAAGACACUCAGUCUAAAGCCCCUUCUGUUUGAGAUCCCUGAGUUUCUGUCAGAGGAGGAGUGUGGCGUAGUUGUGCAUCUGGCUCAGCUGAAGGGUUUGAUGGAGAGUCAGGUCAUGGUCCCUGAAGGUCAAGAGGAACUUAAUCAGCAGCUCAACCUCAGUCCAGAGGAAAUCUUCAAUUUUCUGGACCUCAACCAAGAUGGCCAGCUGCAACCACAUGAGAUAUUGACACACUCUCGAGUGAGAGAUGGAAUCUGGUUAACUUCUGAGAACCUUAAGGAAAUCUAUGAUGGCUUAAAGGUUGAUCAGGAUGGAAAUGGUCUCUUGAGUUUAGAGGAGUUCAGGCGUCUGAAAAGUGAUGCCUUUCAGCGUUUUCUGCUACAGCGUGGGGUGGAGAGGAGCCAGCUGGUGAGGAACAGCAGACACACCUGGCUCUACCAGGGACAGGGAGCACAUCAGGUUCUUCAAGACCUCCGCAAGAGAGUCACUAAUUUAACGCGACUACCAUCCUCACUGGUGGAGUUAAGUGAACCUCUACAAGUGGUGCGUUACGAGCAGGGUGGCCAUUACCACGCUCAUCAUGACAGUGGGCCAGUGUACCCUGAAACAACCUGCACACAUACUCGCCUCGCCGCCAAUACCACCUCCCCAUUCCAGACGUCCUGCAGGUACAUCACAGUUCUGUUUUACCUUAAUAAUGUAGAAGAAGGGGGGGAGACUACCUUUCCAGUGGCAGAUAAUAGGACUUAUGAAGAAGCGGUGUGUCCUAUUGAAUUAAACAUCUUUGCAUGUGUAUUUUCACUGAUACAGAACGAUGUGGAUCUGUUGGACACCAGGAAACAUUGUGAUAAAGGCAACCUGAGAGUGAAGCCCAUUAAGGGGACGGCAGUUUUCUGGUACAACUAUCUCUCUGAUGGUAGAGGUUGGGUUGGUGAACAGGAUGAGUAUUCUCUUCAUGGUGGCUGUGUGGUGACACAAGGGACUAAGUGGGUUGCCAAUAAUUGGAUCAAUGUCGAUCCAGAUUACCAGCGGCAGACACGCUACCAACAGUUUGUUUCUCAACAACAAGAGACACAAGAGCAAGAAGAACUCAUUUCAGAACUGAACUCAGACCAGCACGUAGAAAGACACCAAGACCUGUAAACGCAUACAUCCAGGUACAACAAUGCACAUAUAUACACAUUCACUUCUGUGUUGCAAUCUAUAUAUAGUCACCCACUUCCUCUUUCACAUAAACAUCCAGACACACAGUACAUUACCAGUAGAAAAUCACUAUACACACACUCGUGUCUCUGCAUCAAUUAUACACCCUGAAGCACUGACCUCAUACCAACAAACACAAAAAUACACUCGUACUUUGAACUGUAUGUUUGGUUCGCUCUUCCCUACAUGCACACUAAAGAAUUGUAGCCCUACCAACAUUUCCUCAUUUUCAGAAUUGAAUGAGCUUUACUCAACCUCCAGCGGUCCCAGUGUCAGAGCUGGAAUUUUUGUUGGGUUGGAUUCAGGGAUAAGCAGCCUGAGCAUUAUGCAAUUGUGAAAGACAAUGCUACUGUUCCUAAUGUAGAUAUUUGAAGGCAUUAUUAUUUAUUUUUUCAUGGGAAUGCAGCCAUAUUCGGCAACUUUGUUUACAUACAGAAUGACACUCUACUGUACUUUCCAAAGGCCGUACACACUGCAGAUAAUCGUUAAUGCAGUGAUAGUAAAUAGAAGUGCAUACGAGAUGUGUAGCUCUUCCCUGUACGUGUUUUGUCUUGCAGCAAAUAAACUGCUCUCAGUGCUAAAGCAACUUCA
Molecule: messenger RNA, 2800 nt
Organism: Sinocyclocheilus anshuiensis
Lineage: Eukaryota; Metazoa; Chordata; Actinopteri; Cypriniformes; Cyprinidae
Product: transmembrane prolyl 4-hydroxylase-like
Exons: 9
Coding region: 497-2149 (550 amino acids)
Biological process (GO): peptidyl-proline hydroxylation to 4-hydroxy-L-proline
Cellular component (GO): endoplasmic reticulum
Molecular function (GO): procollagen-proline 4-dioxygenase activity; calcium ion binding; L-ascorbic acid binding
Source: RefSeq, a predicted model, not a curated record